Messenger RNA from Perca fluviatilis (European perch), 1252 nucleotides. Its product is annotated as membrane-spanning 4-domains subfamily A member 4D-like. The coding region runs from base 121 to 732 and encodes 203 amino acids. The record is from RefSeq and is a predicted model, not a curated record. Gene Ontology annotation, cellular component: membrane. The transcript is spliced from 7 exons. Lineage: Eukaryota; Metazoa; Chordata; Actinopteri; Perciformes; Percidae.
AAAAAAGCUAAAGUCUCAAAUUUCCCCACUUCCUCUUUCGCCCCAGAACAUUCCCCUCCUCUUAUCAUUCACACCACUUCUCUGGAUGAAAAACUAAAACAAGCGUAAAGUUCACUGGCAAUGGAGGGAACUGAGUCAACCACUAGAGAGAGAACAACAGGAAGGGAUGGGAGUCAGGCGCCCAAUGACACGCUGCUGAUGUCCAGCAAACCUCUGCAUCGCUUCAUCCAAAAAGAGCCCAGAAGUCUUGGGAUUGUCAUUCUGAUCUUUGGCUGUGCAGAGCUUCUGAUGGGAUUUCAGCUGUCCAAAGAAAACGAGCCCACUUCUUUUGCAAUCUACAUUCCCUUCUGGCAGGGAGUUCUGUUUCUCGUCUGUGGAAACCUGUCUAUCUACACUGAGCUACAUCCGUCCAAGAAGAUGGUGACUGUGUGUUUGGCUAUGUAUGUGGUUUCUCUUUUGGGAAUUGUGGUCUCAAUUGGCUACAGGAUACACCUGUUCAGCGGAUAUCGCUACCUUCAGUACAGAGCAGAAUACCAAUUGGAGGACAUUUGGGCCGUUUACAGAGCGGACCAGCUUUUUGGUAUUGAAGGCCUAUUGUUCACUUCCUCUCUGUGUGUGUCUGUGCUUCUCAUCUUCUUGUGUGCCGUUGCACGUUUGGCUCUGAAAUCCACACACACUCAGAUUAUUGUCCAGCACAUCCCGGCACCACUGAGUGACACAACAUCAUACUAAUCUCAACCUUUUUAAGUGUUAUUCUACAAUAACUUACAGUGGUUUUCCUGCAGCAAACUGACAGUGUGAAAGAUACAUCAUUCUGUACAGUAUAUCACAUGUGGUUGUUACACCACCUAGAGGGAGUAGCGCUAUAAAGCCCAGCCACAGAGUUUUUUAGUUACCUACAUUUACACUUCAUUCUAAAGUAGCCUAUGUGUAAAUGCAGUAAGAAAUGCAUUACUGAACCACAUUUAUUUGCUUUUACAUAAUAUCGCAGAUCAGAGUUGAGAAAUGUAUACCAAUGCACGAUUAUAAGCACUGCUAAAACAAUGUUUAUCACACUAAUUGAGUGCCAAAUAGGUAGUUAGCGAAUAAGUACAAGAAGACUGUCGGCAACUAUGCCUGUGUUAUAAAUGUUACUUUUCUAUGCACUGUGAAUCUACCAUACACACCGCUGAUUUUAGCUUCAAGCUAUAUGUGAUUCAGUAAAUGUAAUGUAUUGUCUUUAUUAAAUAAAUAAUAAAAUUAUUGAAUUAAA